Molecule: messenger RNA, 1696 nt
Organism: Oncorhynchus masou masou (cherry salmon)
Lineage: Eukaryota; Metazoa; Chordata; Actinopteri; Salmoniformes; Salmonidae
Product: phospholipid phosphatase 1-like
Exons: 6
Coding region: 413-1267 (284 amino acids)
Biological process (GO): phospholipid dephosphorylation; phospholipid metabolic process; signal transduction
Cellular component (GO): plasma membrane
Molecular function (GO): phosphatidate phosphatase activity
Source: RefSeq, a predicted model, not a curated record
UGGCUUGGUGUGCAGUCCGGUACAGAACUCCACCGAAUAGUUUACGCCGGCGGCCAAGCGAUUUUGAAUGAGACGGCAGAGACCGUCUAAUUGAGCUUUGAUUAGAAUUUCGAUGCGCGCUAUAAUUCGGUAAUUCCAAGGGGAAGAUCGGCUCUGCAUUCCGUGUCACAUUACGGCGACUGGACUAUCUGUCGCCAUUAGGGUAGCCUUCCAAUGGUAGGCUACUCGAUUGACGGUUUUUAAUAAUAUUUUUAGGUAGAAGUGUAGUUUUAGUCUAAUGAGAUCUGCGGUUUACUGAUAGGCUUGGCUUCUGCGCUUUCAAGGGUACGACAACGACACGUCCGAGGAGCAAUUGACUCGUGCGAGUGUUUUCUCAUCUGUGUCCACGAGCUGAGGAGAAGAAGCCGCAAUCAUGUUCGAGGCGAGAGGGAUUCUUUUUAUUCUGCUUGACAUAGCCUGUUUAAUUAUCGGGGGACUGCCCCUGGCAGCCUUUAACUUGGGCAAAAUCAAGCCCUAUCAGAGGGGCUUUUUCUGUAACGAUGACAGCAUCAGCUACCCCUUCCACCAGAGUACAGUCACCUCCAUUGUGCUCUACACGGCGGGCUUCGCUCUGCCCAUUUGCUGUAUGGUCUUUGGAGAGUGCCUUUCAGUCUAUCUAAAGCGCAUCAAAUCAAAGUCCUCUUUCAGCAACGUGUAUGUGGCCAAUGUUUACAAAGCCAUCGGCACCUUCGUGUUCGGGGCUGCCAUGAGCCAAUCGCUCACUGACAUCGCCAAGUAUUCGAUUGGUCGGCUGCGACCUCACUUCCUGGACGUGUGCAAGCCCGACUGGAAGCUGAUCAACUGCACGGCAGGCGCCUACAUUGAGGACUUCACCUGCACCGGGGAUACGCACAUGGUCAACGAGGCCAGGCUGUCCUUCUACUCCGGCCACUCCUCCUUCUCCAUGUACUGCAUGCUGUUCCUGGCACUAUACAUCCAGGCCAGACUGCAGGCAGAGUGGGCUAGACUCCUGAGACCAACACUCCAAUUCUUCCUGAUCGCUGCAUCCGUUUACACUGGCCUGUCCCGUGUGUCCGACUACAAACACCACUGGAGCGACGUCCUGGCUGGCAUUAUUCAGGGAGCACUCGUGGCCAUACUGGUGGUAUUUGUAGUGUCAGACUUCUUCAAGAAGAGGGUGGAGCCCCAGGAGGAUGUGGAGAUUCCCCACACCAGCCUGCAAGAGACACCCACUAACGGAAACCAUUACGACAGCAGCCCCAACUAAGCUAUAGAGAAGAGGAACCGUUUACUGCAUGCACAUCAUACCCCACUAAGGGUCGGACCACUGGGGUGGAAAGAAAUUAUGCGUCUCAAAUGGUACCCUACUCCCUACAUUUGGUCCUGGUCAAAACUAGUGCACUAUGGAGGGAAUAGGGUGCCAUCUGGGAAUGAACCAGACAUGUGAAUGUAAUCCUGCUUUGUGCUUUCCUGACCUAUGACCUGGAGCCAAGCUGUCUGAGCUCCCUAUUGGACUCUUGAGUCCCACCCAUGUUGCCUUGGCUGGACUGCUACUAUUACAGCUUCCUGUGUAUUAUCCAGACCAAUAUAAUGUAUCUUCACCUGAAGCAACAAAAAAACAUUUUGUUUUAUCCAGCUGUAUGUUAGAAGAAAUCACUAUACAGACUUUUAUUAAAAUUGUUGAAGUAUGUACAAA